Molecule: messenger RNA, 453 nt
Organism: Arctia plantaginis
Lineage: Eukaryota; Metazoa; Arthropoda; Insecta; Lepidoptera; Erebidae
Source: the annotation of a GenBank genome assembly
ACGACAAGGCUCUUCAUACCAUCAUACUGCCCUAAAGUGAGACUUUUACUGGAGAAAAACCAGAGUGACGUGAAGGUCAUCUGUCUGAUUCUUGGAUUUUAUGAGAAGAUACUUCCCAGGCUAGAGAGGGGCAAUAUUUUGGAACAGGUUAUUCCUACAUUGUUAGCCAUGCGCCUCAGUGACCCAGACAUAAUCAACCGAGUCGUUAGCACGGGCUUGGGACAAUGGUUCUUCGGGUCAAAUAAUUCGGCUAACACUGAUAGCAACUUCCUUCGCGUUGUGUCUUCGUUCCCGGGCCGCCGUUUGUCGGACAAUACUUUGAUGACACCCAAGAUUCGUAUCGCCCAAUCUUGUUCUUCCUCCCCUGGUGGAACGCCUGGUGGAACAUCAGGACUCUGCCCACGCGUCGACACUCCAGCAUCGGACCACAAGAGCGCCGAGGUUCAGCUGUAA